This is a messenger RNA of Marmota monax (woodchuck), 1824 nucleotides long. It is a transcript of the gene Hexb, whose product is annotated as hexosaminidase subunit beta. Gene Ontology annotation, molecular function: beta-N-acetylhexosaminidase activity. The record is from RefSeq and is a predicted model, not a curated record. Gene Ontology annotation, biological process: carbohydrate metabolic process; ganglioside catabolic process; glycosaminoglycan metabolic process. Lineage: Eukaryota; Metazoa; Chordata; Mammalia; Rodentia; Sciuridae. Gene Ontology annotation, cellular component: membrane.
CACAAGGCCCGGGCGGGAAGUCACAUCUCGGGACUCCGGCUCGGCAGAGGCUGCGGACUGCAGCCCAGAGGCCAUGGAGCAGCGCCAGCUAUCGCCGCGCGGUUCUGGAAGGCCGUGGCUUCCGGGGCUUCUGCGGCUGCUGCUGCUGCUGCUGCUGGCGCACACCCCGCGCGCCUUGGUCCAGCCCGGACCCGCGCUGUGGCCCCUGCCGCUGUCGGUACAGGAUUUCAAGCGCCAGCUGCACCUAGCCCCCAAGGAAUUCUCCAUCGGUCACGGCCCCAAUUCCACGGCGGGUCCCUCCUGCUCCCUGCUGCAAGAGGCCUUUCGGCGAUACCAUGACUAUAUUUUUGGUCCCUACAAGCAGCAGCGUCGACCUACUAACUUUAAAACUGGAGCACAAUUAAAUCAACUUCUUGUCUCAGUUGUCCUUGAGUCAGAGUGUAAUGCUUUCCCCAGUGUGACUUCAGAUGAGUCCUAUUCUUUACUUGUGCAAGAACCAGUGGCUGUCCUCAAGGCCAACAGAGUUUGGGGAGUAUUGAGAGGUUUAGAGACCUUUAGCCAGCUAGUUUAUGAAGAUUCUUUUGGGGCUUUCACCAUCAAUGAAUCCAACAUUGUUGAUUCUCCAAGAUUUCCUUAUCGAGGUAUUUUAAUUGAUACAUCCAGACACUACUUGUCCGUUAAGACUAUUCUUAAAACUCUGGAUGCCAUGGCUUUUAAUAAGUUUAAUGUUCUUCACUGGCACAUAGUGGAUGACCAGUCUUUCCCUUAUCAGAGCACCACUUUUCCUCAGUUAAGCAAUAAAGGAAGCUAUUCUUCGUCUCAUGUUUAUACACCAAAUGAUGUUCAUAUGGUGAUUGAAUAUGCCCGAUUACGAGGGAUUCGAAUCAUACCAGAAUUUGAUAGCCCCGGCCAUACAGAGUCUUGGGGAAAAGGUCAGAAAAACCUCCUGACUGCAUGUUACAGCCCAGAGCAACGUAUACAAGGUGUUGGGCCUAUUAACCCCACUCUAAAUACAACUUAUGCAUUCUUGACUUCAAUUUUCACAGAAGUCAGUAAAGUGUUUCCAGAUCAGUUCAUUCAUUUGGGAGGAGAUGAAGUGAAUUUUGAAUGUUGGGCAUCAAAUCCCAAAAUCCAAAAUUUCAUGAAGAAAAAAGGCUUUGGUGAAGAUUAUACAAAACUACAAUCUUUCUAUAUGCUAAAGCUUCUGAAUAUUAUUGCAUCCCUAAACAAAGUACCCAUCGUCUGGCAAGAAGUUUUUGAUAAUAAUGCACAGCUUAUUCCAGGUACAGUAAUUGAAGUGUGGAAAGAUUUAAAUUAUUUUGAGGAAUUAAGGCUCAUCACAGCAGCUGGCUUCCCUGUAAUCCUUUCUGCUCCUUGGUACUUGGAUUGGAUUAGUUAUGGGCAAGAUUGGAGAAAAUACUAUACAGUGGAACCUCUUAAUUUCUCAGGUACUGAAAAACAGAAAAAACUUAUCCUUGGUGGAGAAGCAUGUCUUUGGGGAGAAUAUGUGGAUGCAACUAACCUUACUCCAAGAUUAUGGCCUCGGGCAAGUGCUGUUGGUGAAAGACUCUGGAGUCGUGGAGAUAUCAGGGACCUUGGUGAUGCUUAUGCUAGACUAACAAGGCACCGCUGCAGAAUGGUCAAACGUGGAAUAGAAGCAGAACCGCUGUUUACUGGAUAUUGUAACCAUGAGAACAAGCUGUAACCAUGUAAACAUGAUAGAAAAAGACCACAACAAUCUGUACUACAAUCAACUUGAUUUUGAAAUCAUGUAAAUUAAGAUCUAUGGGACUGUUUUUGAAAUAAAUUAUUUUUAUGAUUGAA